This is a messenger RNA of Colossoma macropomum (tambaqui), 1588 nucleotides long. It is a transcript of the gene tmem38a, whose product is annotated as transmembrane protein 38A. Lineage: Eukaryota; Metazoa; Chordata; Actinopteri; Characiformes; Serrasalmidae. The coding region runs from base 162 to 1049 and encodes 295 amino acids. The record is from RefSeq and is a predicted model, not a curated record. The transcript is spliced from 6 exons. Gene Ontology annotation, cellular component: membrane. Gene Ontology annotation, molecular function: identical protein binding; potassium channel activity. Gene Ontology annotation, biological process: potassium ion transmembrane transport.
UGCAGAUGAGGAGCUGUGUAUUAAUAGGAGGGUUUAUGUGUCCUGAGUUGCUUUACUCGGGGAGACGGACACGGGGGGCUUGAGGCGAGUCGCCUCAGUCUAGCACGCAGCACACACACACAGCUCUCUGUUCAUGUGCUAGUGUCGUCAGCCGCACAACCAUGGAGGUGUUGGAUAUCCUAAACCUGGGCGAAAUUGCCCACUAUUUUUCAAAAAUGGCCAUGUUUCCAGUUUUCGAUCUCGCCUAUUACAUCGUGUCCAUACUCUACCUCAAGUAUGAACCAGGCUCAGUGGAGGUGUCCCGCAAAAGCCCUGUGGCCUCCUGGCUCUGUGCAAUGCUCUACUGUUUUGGGAGCUACAUCCUUGCAGACAUCAUGCUUGGACACAGCCCCAUCGACUAUUUCCAUAAUAACAGCCACAUCCUCCUGGCCUCAGCUGUCUGGUAUCUCAUCUUCUUCUGUCCCUUUAACUUGUUCUACAAAUGCGUCGCAUUCCUGCCCAUCAAGCUGGUGCUGGUGGCCAUGAAAGAAGUCGUCCGUACUCGCAAAAUCGUUGCUGGAGUCCACCACGCGCACCAUGCCUAUCACCAUGGCUGGUUCAUCAUGGUUAUUACUGGCUAUGUCAAGGGGUCAGGAGUAGCUCUCAUGUCAAAUUUCGAGCAACUGCUGCGUGGAGUGUGGAGGCCAGAGACCAAUGAAAUUCUCAGCAUGUCAUUCCCUACCAAAGCCAGUCUGUAUGGAGCCAUUCUGUUUACACUCCAGGAGGCACAUUGGCUUCCUGUGUCCAAGAGCACCCUCAUCUGCAUCUUCACUCUGUUCAUGGCUACUUUCAAGGUGGUUAUGACCGCUCGCCACUCUCACGGCUCUCCUUUCGCUCUGAUUGAGUCCUGGCUGUGCCAUCUUCUGUUCGGCUCUCCUCUCGGUGGUGAAGAAGCCCAUGACCAUCAUCAUGCUGCUCCAGCAGCUACCGCUGCCCCUGCCUCACCAGCCAAAACCAAGGAGGAACUGAGUGAAGGCACUCGCAAGAGGAAGACCAAGAAAGCAGAGUAGACACCCGACCGCUUCUUAGAAGGCUAACAAAAAAAAUCCUCCAGCCGACUACUGGCGUCUCAAGUCCCCUCUCAGGCCGUUUUUUGAUACAGAGGUUUUCAUUUGUCAGCGGAAAAGGGGAGGAGUCUCAGGAGCCUGAUGUUAACCAAUGCAAGUUUCAUUUUUUAAUGGUGCUGUAAAUGACAGAUGCUACAAAGGGACUCUGUAAAUAGCUCACCAACGCUUCUCAUCUCUCUUAUGAAUAUACAAUAAGUGUAUGUCUAUUUAUUGUGUACAUUGCUUUUCAUCAGUGGAGCUCCAUUCUCCUAUCACCAAAAGCAUGUGGUGAUCUGCGCUAUGGACACUGGAUUUUUAAGCCCAAUGAAAGGUGAAUCUGUCCAAACACAUUUAGAUGCAGGAAUCGACAUUUUAGGCAGCAGAAAAAAACGAAUGAACCGCCAAAGUAACUACCUUAAAUUUACUGUACAUGGCUGCUUUGUAUGUCAUAUUUCAUUUGACAGUACAGUAUUUUCAAAAAUAAAUCUAUUUUCCAAUCAGAA